AUGGCUUCUGGAGAUACGCAUUUCAUUUCAGAAUCAUGUGGGGUACAGCAUAUCACUGAGUCGUCAAUAAGUGGAAGAAUUGUUGGCGGCAGUGAAGCUGCUCCUGGUGCCUGGCCAUGGCAAGCAAUGCUCGUAGAAUAUUACCAGGAUCUCGAUGAAUUUGGUUUUGUAUGUGGCGGCACAUUAAUAAAAUCGCAAUGGGUAUUGACAGCAGCACAUUGUAUAAAUAGGGAUACGCCCACUACGUUCAUACAGGUUGUAUUAGGUGCUCAUCACAAAGACUACAGCGAUAGCUCAGCUAAAAUAUUUGCAAUUGAUUUUUUCUACCGUCACGAAUCAUAUAUCGGUUCAUUGACAACAUAUGCGAACGAUAUUUGCUUGAUCAAACUCCCAUCAGAAAUAGAAUAUUCGUCGACGAUACUUCCUGCCUGCUUACCGACGUCUCAAACGUACACAUUGGCAGAUAAAGACUCGUGUAUAAUUUCAGGAUGGGGUGAGACGAGAGGAACUGGAUCUGAUGCCAUAUUACGUGAAGCAACAGUAGAAAUUAUUCCCCAAAAUUUAUGUGAAACUUGGUAUGACGAUGCUGGACUCUCAAUUCCUGACGGACAUUUUUGUGCUGGAUAUGAAGCUGGCGGUAUUGAUGCAUGUAAAGGAGACAGUGGUGGUCCUUUGGUUUGUCGGUCAAGUAAAGAUCAACCAUUUGUACUCCGUGGUAUAACAAGUUUUGGUGAUAAUUGUGCUUUAGCACAGAGACCUGGUGUUUAUACGAAUGCUACGCAGUUUAUCGACUGGAUUGAACAAGUAACCACAAACAAUGGGAAUAUUAAUAGAGAAGAUGUAUGUUUUUCAACCACUUCAAUCAAAAAUUGUGGAUCCACAGUAACAAAGAACGGAACAAUACUCCGAAGUCCUGUGGUGGACACAUCGACUUGGCUAUAUCCACCAGAUUCGUAUUGCAUUUGGAAUAUUCUCGCUGAUGUUGGAUGGGAAAUCGAGAUAGAAUUCAUUUGCUUCUUCCAUUUACAAUAUUUUGCUCUGUAUGAUUUUUGUCGAGACUAUGUUGAAAUUAAAUCAGUUAAUACAGGGUAUAGUAAAAGGUUUUGCGGAUCAACAAUGCCUGAACCAAUUCAUAUUGAAAAUAACGAGGCAUCUGUCAGAUUUUUGUCAGAUGCUAGGUUAGAGUUAUCUGGUUUCGUACUGCAAAUAACCUUCGUCCCAGGACACCAAAUGACAACAAUCACUGAAACAACUUCAGAAAAAUCCACUGCGAAAACGACUUCAACGGUAUCGACUCAAAACGUUGACACAUCCAAACCUACAACUAGAUCAACCUUCAUGCCCGAGACAACUUCUACAGCAGAAUUUCAACAUCAUUUUACUUCUAAAGUAGCUGGAAUGCCCCACACGACACAGGCUAAAACUACUCAUGCUUUGUUAACGGCAGAUAAAUCAUCAUCUACUUCAACAGAACCUGGAUUUGUUAGUACGGCACAUACAACUCAAAUUGCACGUCGUUUUACUUCCCGGGCAACCGAAAUCGGCCACACUUCGUUGGGUACAACGACAACAGAAUCCACUGAUACAACUUCAAUUGGUAUUACACAUUUAACGUCGACGAAAGUUGUCAAUGCGAGAUCUACUACUACAGCAGACUUUGAAUUAGUUUCUUCGGCACGUACAUCUCAAAUUGCACGCCAUGUAACUUCACAGGUCGCUGAAAUUCGUCACACGUCGUUAGGUGAAACAACGCACCCUUCUUUAACAACCACAACAACAAUAGUCACUGAUACAACCGUACCGGGAUCUACACAUCUAACAUCGACGCAAGUUGUCAAUGCGAGAGCAACUAUAAUCUCUUCUAGUACUUCACGAACAACAGCUUUGGAUGAUAGCACAGAGCAUACGCCAAGGACAACAGCGUUCAGGACUACGACAUCACCAGUUGACACAGUUGAAGACACCACAGUAGUCACUGAAACGGUAGGCUCCAGUGUCGAAACAUUUCCACUCGGAAAAACCUCCCGUUUGCCCACUUCAAAUGAGAUAACUAGUCAUGGUGGUAAUACACAAGUAUUCGAAGAUACAACCCGAACCAAAAACAUGGCCGAAGUCAGUACAACGGUAGGCUCCACUGUCGAAACAAUUUCACUCGAAGAAACCUCCUUUUUGCCCACUUCGUAUGAGAUAACUAGUCAUGGUGGUAGCACGCCAUCACAUGAAGAUACUACCCGAAAUAAAGAUACUACGACAAUUUCUGGUGGCUCAACAUUUACAGAAUCCAUUCCCAUCACCUCCACUUAUAGUGCUACUACAACUACAAGAAUUACCACAACUAGUCCAUCGGCCAACACUAGCCCCGAAACCCCCACUGACAAGCUUACUAUUAAACCUGAGACGACACCUACAAAAUAUAAAACAACGGCCAUUGUCACAUCAUCAGAAUCAUCAACGACACAACCUACUGAGCUAGCCGAUCCGAUCACAUCUACUGCAAUGUUCGAAAGAAGUCCCACUGCCCGAAUAGCCACAUCCAAAAUAAUUACACGAGAACCUGAAACAACUCACAUAUCUGAAACGCCUCUUCCUAAUAGAACCACCCAACUCGUUCAUUUAUCCACAUCUGCACCAAGUGUUGAAAACAACAGUACAUCUUCAAAAGCAGAAUCUAGUUUACGGAGAACAGCUGUCUCGCACUGUGAGCUCGUCAUUAUUCUGUUUUUUGUUGUUGUAUUUAUUUAA
Messenger RNA from Styela clava, 2742 nucleotides. NCBI's taxonomy places the organism in Eukaryota, Metazoa, Chordata, Ascidiacea, Stolidobranchia, Styelidae. The record is from RefSeq and is a predicted model, not a curated record.